Molecule: messenger RNA, 8424 nt
Organism: Colletes gigas
Lineage: Eukaryota; Metazoa; Arthropoda; Insecta; Hymenoptera; Colletidae
Gene: alpha-Man-Ia
Product: mannosyl-oligosaccharide 1,2-alpha-mannosidase IA-like
Exons: 10
Coding region: 1291-3006 (571 amino acids)
Biological process (GO): N-glycan processing; carbohydrate metabolic process
Cellular component (GO): Golgi membrane; endoplasmic reticulum
Molecular function (GO): mannosyl-oligosaccharide 1,2-alpha-mannosidase activity; calcium ion binding
Source: RefSeq, a predicted model, not a curated record
CCUGAGUCGUGUCAGUGCUCCGGCGGACGCGAUCGCGCGCGCGAGUGUGUCGUUCAGUAUCGUCGUUUUCUUUGUUGGCAAAGAGGAACAAAGACCCGCGUGCUUCCGGCCCGCGAACGAUUCUCUCUGUCGCUGUGCGCCCCGACCAAGAGAACCACGUUACGAAAGAAACGCUGCUCCGAAAAGGUUCGUGACACGCGGAGGUCUUCAGGAGCCCCAUCCGUCCCCGAACAUCGAAAGGUUUCCGAAAGACCUGCUCGCGGCGUGGACGGGAGCCACUGACGACGAUACAGGUAUUCCUCGAGUAUUCGAAACGGCAAGACAUCGACGACCUUGCACCUGCCACCUACCACCUCGACGUGUUCCCUCGAAUUUCGAUAUUAGAGGAUCUAUCGUGCGGUCCUCGCGACCUUGUCGUCAAACGACGCUAAACAAAGUCGAUCACGCUCGUCCCGAGUGGUCGUUAAUUCCUAUCGAUAAUCCUUCUCCGUACCUCGAGACGCACGUGUUCGCAGCAACCCAUCACUGCCAACUUGUACAAGAUCGACGUCCACGCUGGUGCGUUACGAGCUACUCGAUGUCCGUGCGUGUUCAGUGAGCAAGUUAUUCUGCGUUGACGAAAAAAAACGCACCGAAAAGCUCGAUCGACGAAGUCGCGAUGCGUAGCUGAGGGUUCGUGAAAAUCGUGGAAAUAUUCAAGUGAGCCCCUCGUCCCUCUGGUGUGUGUAUGUGUGUGAGAGUGUCGACGGUUCGAUAACGCGUAGCUGUGUUCCGCGGAGUGAAAACGCGACCGGUGGAUGAUAAUUGGCAGUGUCGAAUACGUGCAGUUAAUUAAAGCCUUCGUUUGAUCGGAGAAUCGAAAGGCUGCGAUAGGAAGGAGUGGAUUGAAGAGUACUGUGAUAUUAGCUGCUGGUAAUUUCGAGAUUCAACCAGACCACCGUGCCAAUGAGAUCGAACUAGCGAGUUGAAAACUGACGACAGUCGAAGGCUAGUUAAAGCGACCGUAGAGCACUCACCACGGGUGCUCCAAGUACCCCCCAACAGGUGGCUUGCACCCCAAUGAACGAUCAUCCACGGGAAUCCCCGUCAUCGUAACGCCCUAAGCCACGAGUACGGGGGACGUUGUUCGUUGUGUACCCACCGGAACUGGGCGAAACGAUCAAAAGUACCACCCCCGACGAAACGAAAAUUAUCCAGCGUUUACUGGCUUGUGCGCGCAGCUCCGUCAAUACGAGCGCAACGUCCGAGACUCCGGGCGGCUUGUGGGAGUGUGGCAAGUGCCUGGACGAAAUGAGGCUGAUGCAAAGGCUGGCGGUCAGCGGGCUGCUGUCCGUGAUACUGAUCGUUCUGCUGACGGGUACGUUCGUGACGCGACGCGACCUGGCGAACGUCAUCGAGCGCGGCGUGGCGCCAGAGGAACGAAACGAGCCGCUGAAUCCGGCCUGGGUGCAGAACAACGCGAUCCCCGGCCAGGACGAGGCCAGGAUCGAGGACAAGGAUCGACGGGUGGACUUCAAACACAGACAGUCCGAACCGUCCGCGGUCGGACCCCCGCCGAUUCCCGUGCCCGGGCCCUACGUCAUUAAACCGCCUAAUCCACCCUUGGACGACGUGACUAAUCAGCGCCGUGAAAAGAUCAAAGAGAUGAUGAAGCAUGGCUGGAACAAUUACGUGAGGUACGCCUGGGGGAAGAACGAGCUCAGGCCGAUCUCGAAACGGGGUCACAGCGCGAGCAUCUUCGGUGCAUCGAACAUGGGCGCGACCAUCGUCGAUGGCCUUGACACCCUCUACAUCAUGGGCCUCCACGACGAGUUCAAGCAGGGCCGCGACUGGAUCGCCGAGAACCUCGAUUUCGACAUAGUGAGUACAAAUAUAUCUCUCUUCGAGACAAACAUUCGUUUCAUGGGAAGCCUGCUUGCCUGUUACGCUCUCACCGGGGACGUGAUGUUCCGGGAUAAGGCGGCUCAGCUUGGCGAACGGAUGUUGCCCGCUUUCCAGACGGAAACCGGAAUUCCUCAUUCCCUCAUCAAUCUCCAUACCGGGGCGAGCAAGAAUUACGGCUGGGCGAGCAGCGGGUGCAGCAUACUGUCCGAAAUCGGUACGAUGCACCUGGAAUUCACCUACCUUAGCGACAUCACUGGCAAUUUGGUCUUCAAAAGCAAGGUGGAGAACGUUAGAAAAGUGUUGAAGAAUCUGGAGAAACCGAAGGGACUCUAUCCGAAUUAUAUCCACCCUAGGACUGGAAAAUGGGGACAACAUCACAUGUCGUUGGGAGGGCUCGGGGACAGCUUCUACGAGUACCUGCUGAAAGCUUGGAUUCAGUCGGGCAAGGAGGACGUCGAGGCACGUCAGAUGUACGACGAAGCGAUCGCGGCGAUAGAUCAACACAUGAUCCAAACGUCACCUGGAAAGCUGCUUUAUGUAUCGGACCUGAAAUACGACAGGCUGGACCAUAAAAUGGGUCAUCUGGCCUGUUUCGCUGGUGGAAUGUUCGCAUUAGGUGCCAAAACAAUGGAAAACGAAAUGUCUGACAGAUACAUGUCGAUAGCCGCUGGUCUAACUAACACGUGUCACGAAUCCUACGAUCGAAGCUUCACGAAACUUGGACCGGAAGCAUUCCAUUUCAUCGAGGGUAACGAGGCGAAGAGCUUAAAGAACGGCGAGAAAUAUUACAUCCUCCGACCGGAAACGUUCGAAUCGUACUUCGUGAUGUGGCGGCUGACAAAGGACCCGAAAUACCGCGAGUGGGGGUGGGAGGCUGUCCAGGCGUUGGAGAAAUACUGUCGUGUUCCAGGAGGCUUCACUGGACUUCACAACGUUUACGUGAUCGAUCCGCCGCAAGACGAUGUUCAACAAAGCUACUUCUUCGCUGAGACUCUCAAGUACCUCUACCUGCUGUUCAGCGACGACGACCUCAUAAACUUGGAGGACUGGGUGUUCAACUCGGAGGCCCACGUGCUUCCCAUCAGGGGCAAUCCCCUUUACCGGCCAUCCCCUUCUUUAUAAUUCGAACGAAGUCUCACGAUGCGUAAAAGCAACGCGCCGACGCGAGAAGAUUCUUAACACCGGGAAUCCCCAUCGUAGGGCGCGCCAAAGGGAGACGGAACUCGAGAAACCGGGACAGGAGCAACCAAAAAUAGGGCGAAACAAAAGGAAGAGGAACAAAAUAGGGAUACGGCAGUGCACAGAGGGAUAAGGUGGCCACUCGAGGACGAGGAGAGUCGGAGAACACAACGUCUAUCGGAGAACAAUGGCGGAAACGCGAGGUCUCGUCUCGGAGACGUAAAAGUCGCGCGUUGCCGCGCGGUUAAAUAAUUAUUUUAGGUAAAACGAGGUAAUAGGGAACGGAGGCGGCGUUACAGGGAAUUAUCGCCGACUGUCGGGCAAUUUUGAUCAAAUUUCGCAGAGAUUUUUCUUUGCUCCGAUCUAAAAACCAGUAUCGUACCACUUUACGACUUCCAGCGAGAAACCACCCCUUGUAAGAGAUCUAUUUUAUUCAAGAAUACAUAACUCUUAAAUCACAAAGGAUAAAGAAAGUUACUGUUUCUGGGGAAGCUUGGGAAAAAGUGUCGGGGACAAAGUUUUUUAGAAAAUUUCACUCCUGUCCCCUCUAUUUUUACAUUUUUCUCUGCUGAUACGAAAUUUGGCGUUUAAGGGUUAUAUAGACACGAACGAAAUGGGUGGUUGGUCCCUUAAAGUCGACUAGCAACGGGAGAACGUGGUUUUUAGGACGUGUCGGCGAUCGUUUGUGCAAAGUUUCGUUAAAAAGCGAUGUCUGACAGUUCGACGAUGCUGCCUUGUGAACGACACACGCGCGUACGUUUGUAAAUAGCGAGAAAAGAGCGCAUGCGUGAGAAUAUAUAAAAUAGAAAAAACGGAACGCACGAAUACGAGAAUGGACUUCAAUAGAGAGUACUUUAACCACUUCUUUUUUUCGCCCGCGACACGAAACGGUCUACCCAGAGGAACCCAUUCCGGAGGGCAUUGGAACGUUUGGUCAGAUUUAUCGGUGAUUAUGGCGUGUUUCUCUUUUUCUUCUUCCUUCCGUUCGAGCUUGGAAAAAAAACAAACAAAUGAUGAACCUUCCCUCUGAAAGAACGGAGAAGCUAAUUAUCGCGUGUGUGACUACGACGAUGAAGAAUGGUAUUCGGUUUCGGGGAUGUUCCUUGGGGAGCGGUUAAAUAUAUACCAUUCGUUACGAAAGUGGUGAAAAGACGUUUCGAACGAAAUUAUCUAACAUAAAAUUACCUUUUCUGUUCACUGAAAUUCGGUUAAUUAGCAACGAUGAUUCCCUCUAAACUACACGCUGGCAAAUGAUGUUCCAUUUCAUUAACGAUGUAACAUUUUUUACUACUUUUACAUAUUUACGUAUAGUACAAAACUCGCUUCAUUUCAAUAAAAAAAUGUAAAAUUUUCGCGACCUCUGAUUGCUCAAAGGAGUGCAACUGCCUAUUCGGAGGAUUCUAACGAAUCAAUCACCUGCUUCGCUGAUUUAGGGGGAACAACGAUGAUCCAUAUUUUCUCCAAAAAAUAUUUCAUGUUUUUUAAAAUUCAUAAACUCGUAAAGAGACGGAUUUUCACCGCUUUAAUUGCGAAUAUCUAACAGUUAUUCGACUUUGUGAUGUACAAUGAUAAAAAAAAAAACAGUCCUCCAAGAUAAAAAAUAAAAAUCGAUCGCAAUUGCCAACCGUCGAUUCCGCCACUUUUCAAACUCCACCGAGACGAACCUGUUCGCGGCUUUUUCUAACGUUUUCUACUUUUGAAUAACAACACUGCGCCUCGACGAUCUCGGUGGCGGAGAACGCCAAUGGAGAUUUAUUUUUUUCUAUUUAGCGGUCACAAAAAAAAUGCAGACCAGUCGUGGAAUUGUUCAUUAGCGUCGACUCGCAUAGAAUUUUUCGGAUUAGUUGAAUAUACCGUGAAGGGUGAUCCUCUGUUGUCGCAAUUCGGCUUAUUUUCAUCCGUAAAACAUUGCUACGAUACGUUUAAGCAUACCUGUCGACGAGGAGUUCAUAAAUCUAGCGAUCACGAAGUAAAAUUAUUACGUUUUAUUUGAUAAUUUGAGAUUUAUCAGAAGAUGGGCAAAAUUCUUAUUCGGAUAAAUAUUACAAAUAACGACUAUAUGAUAAACAACAUAUAUUUGUUAUCAUCGAAUAAUGUUGUUUUCAUUCAUUAUUUAUUAUUCGAAUAAAAUGUUACCCAUCUCUGGUGUUUAUUUUUAUUUUUUACGAGUACCUUCCAUUAACUCAGAUGUUUCUUUAAAAAUACGAUCACGAAGCCCGCGGUAAAUGGCGGAAAUUCGAAUACAAUUCCAAGUUCCUAACGCCCUUACUUUCCACUCUUUACGAGUUCCAAAGCGUCUCUUAAAUCGUGUGUGUUAGCAUGUAUCGGUGGAACUCGCAGAGUAAACUUUGCUACGAAGCUCGUAUUUCGAAACGUGAUUCCAUAUCGUGGCAUUUUUACGAACCUCUGGAAAACAGGCUUGCAAAACCUAGCUCGAAUUAUCAGGUUCAAUUCGUAAGUUUGUUAAUUCAAAACCGUAAUUAAAUAAAAAAUAUUAACGUUCAAGAACUCGAGCAUAUAUAAAACGACCACUCAGUGUGUGGCGAAUAUUAUUUUAAAUGUGAAAUAUAGUCGAGAAGAUGCCGAAAGUUGCGACAAAUCACAUCGUUCAUCUGAGCCAGUCAAUACAAUCGAAUUAACUUUGAUAUUCCGAAACGUGUGUAAUAAAUCGAGUCUAAGGAUAAUAAUAGCAAUAACGCGGCUCAUCGUGACGAAAAUGGAGCAGAGAGUUGCCCUUCGUGGGAGCCGAUUCGCGAUCACCGUUGCAUCGAUUCUCGCGUUCGAACAGCCUUCCUGUAUGCAGUCGGAAGCUCGACUGGCCGUCGAAGGCCAGCGGCAAACUAUCCCCACUCCACCGCUUCGUCUCUCGUCUCUGCGCAUGCCUGGUGCAUCCACGCGGCACCACCGCUGGAACAGUGGAAGUGGUGGGGAUCGUACUAGAUGCGAUUCACGCUCGUAAAACUGACCUUAAGCGACCGUUUCGAUCCAUUUCGACUGCGCUACUCGCCGCGAAAGGCUUUCGACCGUCGAGCGGCCCGCUCUGUCCGCCAUGGCAACCAUGAUCAACACGCAGCCACUCAUCAGAUGUUUCCGGUGCGAGUGUACAUGCUGAAUAUUUUCUGUUUUGCGUGUGCCGAACGUGUACAGCAAGCCGAAAAGGGGAAAGCAAAAACAGCGCGAGCCAGUCGCAUUUGUAGUUAGUAAACGACAUUAGCAAGCCGAUUAAACUAGCGUGUAUAUAAAGAUUUAAAUGAAAAAAAAGAAAGUCAUAUUCUAUACGAGGUACAAGGCGUAGAGCAGAAUUAUAGCGGUACUGGUGUAAUUGUAUAGGCUUUUGCAACGAACGCGCGCGAAAAAGAGAGAGAGAGAUAGAGAGAGAGAGAGAGAAAUGUAUGCAUGCUGUUGUGAGUGUGAAACGUUGUAAAAUUGAGCCAUACGCGUGUUCGUCGGUCACGAUUCGUUUGAGUCAGAUGCAUUUUGCUGCGUUCUAUUGCGGGAAACGAAUUUAAAAAUUGAAACUGACAUUUGUUUACCAAAUUUAAUGAAAAAUGUUUGAACAGAUUUACGAUUUCAGUAUGUAAUUUGCGAGUGCUUAAACUAUAAGAACUAUUCAAGAAUUGCAAGAAAAUUGUACAAUAAUUUUGAAUAUUAAUUGAAUUAAACUUUAAGAUCCGCCUAAUUGCAAAUGGACAGGUAGAAAUUCUGUUAAGAAAGCGUGUUAAAAUUUGAAUACAAAUUAAAUAAAUUUACCUAGACCUUUUGGAAGGGAAUGCUCUCGAUGGGGAGACGUCUAUUUUUCCAAAAUUUCCAAAACGUUCCCUGUUCUCCGGUUGGACGCAAUUUGUAUUUAAAAAGCGAUCGUUUCUCGCAUUUCGACGCAGGAAAUACCGAAGAAGUGGUUCUUCGCGGAGGAUCAGUCGAACAAUCAGUAAGCAUCGCACCUGUCGAUGAUUAAGACGGCCAGAAAGUUACUUAAUAUAUUAUACAUAAUAUACUUCACCUCUUGCCUUUCGUUCCUCGAUUUCAAACCAUCAUCCUCUUUGAGCGUUCAUCCCGGAACAGAAGCAAGACACACACACACACACACACACACGCCGGAACACAUGUAUUCGCGUACAUCUUUUCUACUCGAUGGGAAACGAAACGCUUGGAAAAGGAACAAGCGAAUCGUUGGUCCAUUCGUAUAGUUGCAACUGUCGUUCGUUCGCAGACGUUCACUGUUAUUGACGCGCUGAAGCGAUUCCCUGACUUAUCAUUCGAUUCGUGGAUUUUAGGCGGCUGGAUAACGUUCGAAAUAAUUUCACACGCGACGGAGAUUCGUGGCACUUUGAAUGUGAAAACGUGAGAACGCGUUACGUCCGUGAUAUCGUUAAAUUCGUGAAAUUACGCGCUCGUAUAAUUAUUCAUCAGGGAACAUCUCGUUUUUAGAAAAUGUCGUUACAGUACGAUUGUUCGAGGAAAAAAUUGUAUGUCCGUGUUUAAUACUGACAACGAAAUUACCUUUUGUACCGGUCACUGCGCAGGAAAUUUAUGAUUUACCAAAGAGAACAAGAGGAAUGUAAUAUCAGCAUCAGCGAGCAUGUCAACGAUUUUUUAGUGUCUUCUAGCAUGUAAAACACACUUCGCUCGGAAUUGGACGGCCAAAAAAAAAGUCUCUUCGUUUCCCUCUCUUUCUUUACGGACAAAUCAGCGACGGAAAUGAUUAUUUGCGUCGCUGGUAUACUUACACGUGUAAACAGCGAACCUUAGGCCGUUGUCUGUGUAACAAAGUAGUAUCAAAGACGAUAAUCAAUGGUGAUGGCGACGACGAAGGGUUGAGAAUAGGUUGGCGGUGACAAGGAUAGUAAUAAAAUGAUAAUUAGCCUAUACAUAUAUUUGUGAAUAGAUAUUUAAUAAUUUAUUGUUAACUAGAUUAUUUUAUUCGAAGAAUUUCAUUAAACGGGGUUUUGGGUACCAAUAAAUAUCAUUUCUUACGCCGGAAGGGGAUACCGAGAUUGAGUGAGCGCGAGAGAGAGAGAGAGAGAGAGAGAGAAAGAGAGAAAGAGAGAGCGAUAGUUUGUACGUGCGCUUUUAUCAAAGAUCCGAGAAAGAUAGAAAACUGUUUUUAGCUUUACUUAUCGAAUUUUUGUAAGGCGGAGCGAUCCAGACAUGUCAGAAAGAUGAAAAAGAAAUAUAUAUUAUAUAUUUAUCGUUGGUCGAGAAUGAGAUGAAGAAUGGUGAAUGAUAAAACGACGACGCGAUACUAUAUACUUGUAAAUACAAUACACGAUUUAGUGAUAACGGGGUUUUACUUUUAACAGCUUUAUGUGAUUAUUACUUUGUCAUGAUCAGUGAAAUAAAUAAAUGAUGAUAAUACUUUAA